Moesziomyces antarcticus is the source of this 1659-nucleotide messenger RNA. RefSeq names its product 2,3-dihydroxybenzoate decarboxylase. Gene Ontology annotation, biological process: secondary metabolic process. Lineage: Eukaryota; Fungi; Basidiomycota; Ustilaginomycetes; Ustilaginales; Ustilaginaceae. The transcript has 3 exons. The record is from RefSeq and is a predicted model, not a curated record. Gene Ontology annotation, cellular component: cytoplasm; cytosol. Gene Ontology annotation, molecular function: carboxy-lyase activity; hydrolase activity. The coding region runs from base 1 to 1659 and encodes 552 amino acids.
AUGACGGCGGACGAACACCACGAGGACAACGAGCUGCCACCAGCCGGCAACCCAGCCGAGGCCAGCAACAAGGACGUGCCACCUGCCAUCGCCGCGUUUGUCGAGCGAUUCUACAAGCUCUCGGACACGCCCGAGAUCCACGAGCAGUACGCCGACGAAUGCUUCAUCCACGACGAAGAGCGUCUGCGCUUCCAGAUCGGACCGAUGCAGCCGACCAAUACGCGCGGUGGCAUCGUCGCCUGGCGUCAGAAAGGAUGGGAGGGUGUGACACGCCGCAAGCACGUCGUCAACGGCAUCUUUAUCAGCCCCAAGUGGGACAACGAGAUCAUGCUCGACGGCAGCGUCGAGAUGGAAAAGAACGGAUCUACACUCAAGUUCAACUGGGCCGGCAGGAUGGAAUUCGACGCAAAGAGCCUCGAGCAAGGUGCUCCCAAGAUCGAGACGUACAAGGUCUGGCUGGAGUCAACCGGUUCGUCGGCCGUAGCCAGACAUGAGUCCGAUGCACUGGCAGCCCCGGCAGCCCCAGCUCGUGUCUCGAAGAUAGGCGCGGACUUGAACAGCACUCGACCUUUCUCGCCCUCGCUGGGGAAGGCCCAACUGUCAUUGCGUCCCCCUGUAUUCCGCACAUCACCACCAACCUUUGGCAUCACGUCCACCAUGUCUUUGAUCGCCCUCGAAGAAGCCUUCAACAUCCCCUCGCUGGCGGAGCAGUCGGCCUACCAGGCGCGCCUCUUCGUCGCCGACGGAAACGGCCAAGCGCAUGCAGACCGCCUCGUGGACAUCCACGGCGAGCGCCUCGCCAAGAUGGACAAGCACGGCGUUGCUCACACCAUCCUCUCGCUCACCGCCCCCGGCAUCCAGGACUUUGACGAGCCCAAGGCGGCCGCCGCUGCCGCCCGCGAGGUCAACGACUGGGUCCACCAGCAGGUGCAGAAGAACCCCAAGCGCUUCAGCGCCUUUGCCAGCUUGUCCAUGCACAACUCCAAGGACGCCAGCGACGAGCUCAGGCGCUGCGUCAAGGAGCUCGGCUUUGUCGGCGCGCUCGUCAACGACAACCAGCGUCUGCCCAACGACGAGGCGGCGUGGUACGACCUGCCCGAGUGGGACGACUUCUGGUCCACCGUGACCGAGCUCGACGUGCCCUUCUACCUCCAUCCCAUCGCACCCAAGGGCGAGAUCCACCGCCGCAUCUACAAGGACCGCGCCGCGCUCAUCGGGCCCGUCCUCUCCUUCGCCAACAACGUCUCGGCGCACCUCCUCGGCAUGAUCGUCAAUGGCGUCUUUGACCGACACCCCAAGCUCAAGAUCAUCGUCGGUCACCUCGGAGAGCACAUUCCGUUCGACCUGUGGCGCAUCAACCACUGGCUCGAGGAUGUGCACAAGCCUCGUGGCGCCGUAUCCAUGAAGAAGACGAUCCGCGACUACUUCAACGAGAAUAUCUGGGUCACCACCUCGGGCCACUUUUCCACGCUCACGCUCAAGUAUGUGCAGGACGAGAUCGGCGUCGACCGCAUCCUCUUCUCCAUCGACUACCCCUACGAGAAGUUUGAGGACGCGUGCGAUUGGUUCAAGACGCUCGACGGCAAGUUCUCGGCAGAGGAUCUCGCCAAGAUCAGCCACAAAAACUCGCAAAAGCUCUUCCCCCACCUGCGUUCGUGA